AUGGGGAGGACUCUUGCCGCGGCUGCUGCCGUCAUAGUGGUGUUACUCGUGUGUUGUUCGUACGAGGUGCGUGGUGAGGAGUCGGACGACGUGAAGGAAUCCCUCGUCAAGUUCCUGGUCACGCUCGCCGGAGGCGGCGGUGUUGGCGAGGCGAGGGCGGAAGCCCUCGGGUGGAACAACUCGACCGACCCCUGCCCUGGCGCCACCGGCAAUGGCAGCGUCUCCAAGUGGGGCGAGCAGGUCGUGUGCUUCAACAACGGCGACCCCAACGCCGGCAAGAUCAAGUACAUCGAUCUCCAGUCGCAGAACCUGAACGGCACCAUCGACGCGUCGCUGCUCUGCGCCGCGCGUGCGCUCCGCCGAGUGAACCUGCAGAACAACUCGCUGACCGGCGGCCUCCCCGCGGGCAUCUCGGCCUGCUCGGGCCUCCCCUACCUGUUCCUCGACCGCAACCGGCUCACCGGCAGCCUGCCGAGCUCCCUCGGCCAGCUCAGGAGGCUCCGCGUGCUCGACGUCUCCAGGAACGACUUCUCCGGCGAGCUCCCAGACAGCCUCCGCCAGCUUCCCAACCUGGUAAGGUUCGCGGCCAACAACAACCACUUCGACGGCACCAUUCCGGACUUCAACCUCCCCAAUUACCUGAGCUUCAACGUGUCCAGCAAUAACCUCACCGGACCGAUCCCCAAGAAACUCGGAAUCAUCGACAUGUCCAGCUUCGCGGACAACGCUGCCGGCAUGUGCGGCAAGCCUCUCUUCCCCGAGUGUCCGGCAUCGCCUUCCCCCGGUAAGGAUGGGGAGAGCAAAUCAAAGAAGACGCGGAAGAUCCUCAUGUAUCUCGGGUACAUCCUCCUCGGCUCAGUCAUAGUGGGCUUCGUCGUCUACAAGCUCUGCUCCAGGAAACGGAAAAACAGGCUGGGCAAGAAGGCCCAGGAGAAGCUGGUGGUGUACGAGUUUCAGAGCAGCGGCAGCCUCCACAGGCAACUCCACGGUAUGCUGCUGCUUCUUUGCACUUCUCGUUACAACAAAAUAAUUUGCUUCAAACCACAUCGAUUCAAAAAACAAGUUCCACUACUUUGA
Lolium rigidum is the source of this 1077-nucleotide messenger RNA. Its product is annotated as probable LRR receptor-like serine/threonine-protein kinase At4g31250. The record is from RefSeq and is a predicted model, not a curated record. NCBI's taxonomy places the organism in Eukaryota, Viridiplantae, Streptophyta, Magnoliopsida, Poales, Poaceae. The coding region runs from base 1 to 1077 and encodes 358 amino acids. Gene Ontology annotation, molecular function: protein binding. The transcript has 2 exons.